AUGACACAAAAUAAUCAUGGUGUAAAACAAGAACUUGAAGAUCAAAUAAAUCGAUUUGAGAAAUAUGCUUCAAGGACUAGAGAUGAAAUUAGAAAGGAUGUCUCAGAAAUAUUUCUGCAAACUCUAGAAAAAGAGUAUAAAUUACUUGAGGAAAAAUAUGAAGAAUAUUCAUCCACAAAUAAAGAUAUGCGGCACAUAAUGGAUGAUUGUGAAAGCGAAAUGCACGACAUAAGAAUGUCAGUUUCAGAGCUAAAGAACAGAAUAAAAUCACAAAGAUCAGGUCCUACGCCUAACUUAAAGGUAGAGGAUAUCAAAAUUUCGCCAUUUUAUGGAGACCUGUCAGAAUGGCCAACAUUCAAAGACAUAUUUAAUAGUCUUAUACACGAAAGCUCACACUACUCUAAAGUCGAAAAGAUGUAUCGACUAAAAUCAUACCUUAAAGGUGAAGCUGGACGUCUGAUACAACAUCUGACGGUGACCAACGAAAAUUAUUUGGCAGCCUGGGAAAUUUUGAACAACAGAUACGAAAAUCGUAGAUUGCUGUUCACAUCCCAGUUUGACAAAAUUUUAGAUUUGCAAACAAUUAAUAGUGAAUCAGCAGCUAGUCUAAAAAGCUGUCUAGUGUUGUGUGUCUACAAAUAA
This is a messenger RNA of Rhagoletis pomonella (apple maggot), 642 nucleotides long. RefSeq lists its product as uncharacterized. The record is from RefSeq and is a predicted model, not a curated record. The transcript has a single exon. Bases 1 to 642 code for a protein of 213 amino acids. Lineage: Eukaryota; Metazoa; Arthropoda; Insecta; Diptera; Tephritidae.